CCCAGAUGUAAUGCAGCAUUUAUGAGCUAAGAGGAGAGAAGCACCGUCACAACUGAGCAGCGGCGGGGUAUUUCAGUUGGAAACAUCCCUCCGAGGACGAUUUGAUUCCCUGUAAGGUUAAAAAUUGACUUCAUCAAAACAUGAAGAAAAAUACCACAGUUCACGAGGACGACAGCGCUGUCAACAACAACUUCUCCACAACGGUUGGUGCCCUCAUCCUCAGCCUGGUCUUCCUGUUGGGUGUCCCCGGCAACUUUUUCAUCGUCUGGAGCAUCCUGGCUCGCAUCAAACGACGCUCAGUUACCACCCUCCUCAUCCUCAACCUUGCAUUUGCUGAUGGGUUUAUCAUGGUCCUCACCAUCUUCUUCAUCAUUUACCUGGCCAAGAAGAAGUGGAUCUUUGGUGUAGCCAUGUGCAAAGGCUUGUUCUACUUGUGCAACACCAACAUGUACGCCUCCAUCUUUCUGAUCACACUGAUGAGUGUCCACAGGAUGGUGGCUGUGCUGUUCCCACAAAAACUCUCUUACCUGGUGACCAGGAAGAUUGUGAGGAGAGUUAUUGGGGGAAUGUGGAUGCUGGUCAUGGUGAUUGCUAUCCCAUCACUGGUGUUUCGGAAUGUCAUAGAAGUCUCCGAUGACGAGACAAACCAAAAAAAACUGGUUUGUGAAUCGAAUCACACCCAGGCUCGACAUGUGAGAUUCCAGUAUUCCCUGGAAACUGUGUCAGGAUUCAUCCUUCCUUACGCCGUCAUCAUCACCUGCUACGUCCUCAUCCUGAAACGCCUCCGGCAGACCAAGUUCCGACGCCAUGUUCGCAGCGAGAAACUCAUCCUGGCUAUUGUGGUGAUGUUUGGCUUGUUCUGGCUGCCAUAUCAUGUUAUCAACAUGGUAGAGGUGGCAGCAGCUUGGUAUCCAGAAGAUUCAAGCACAAGAGAAUUAUUGGAGCUAGUCCACUCAUCCUGCCGUGCAGUGACGUCGGCCUUGGCCUUCAUCAGCAGCUGUGCCAAUCCAGUUCUGUACACUUUUGCUGGAAAGUCCUACAUCAAGAAGAAUGGCUUCGCCUUCAUGGCGAAACUCUUUGAAGGCACAUCAUCGGAGCAAACCGAGAACAAGAAGAGCCGGUUGAUGGUGAAAAAUGGAAUAAGAUCGAAUGACAGCAACAACAGUUUGCCUACCCGUGAACAGACAGCAACUCCUGAAGUCAGUUAGGCCAUGAAAAGGACUCCAUGCAUCCAUGAAAGGUUUUACACACCUAACAACAACCAUAACCCCCCGCAGUGUUUCUGUCUGCUGCAUCAGAGCGAGUCAAAGGAACUGACGUCAGAUGUUUUUAUUUUUCUAAGUGCAGCUGUUUUACAUCGUUUUUUCUGUUGAUAGUGUUUACAAUGUUUGCAACAAAAAUAAUGUCAAUGCAACGCUUAACUUUCUGUGUACGUUAAAUGAACAAAAUAAGUGUAAUUUUGUAAAAUAAUAAAUGUUUUAAGUUUGUUUAA
Messenger RNA from Oryzias latipes (Japanese medaka), 1492 nucleotides. RefSeq names its product leukotriene B4 receptor 2b (gene ltb4r2b). The record is from RefSeq and is a predicted model, not a curated record. NCBI's taxonomy places the organism in Eukaryota, Metazoa, Chordata, Actinopteri, Beloniformes, Adrianichthyidae. Gene Ontology annotation, biological process: phospholipase C-activating G protein-coupled receptor signaling pathway; inflammatory response; positive regulation of cytosolic calcium ion concentration. Gene Ontology annotation, cellular component: plasma membrane. Gene Ontology annotation, molecular function: complement receptor activity; G protein-coupled receptor activity.